Molecule: messenger RNA, 2469 nt
Organism: Dissoconium aciculare CBS 342.82
Lineage: Eukaryota; Fungi; Ascomycota; Dothideomycetes; Mycosphaerellales; Dissoconiaceae
Product: PIG-X-domain-containing protein
Exons: 4
Coding region: 378-2024 (548 amino acids)
Biological process (GO): GPI anchor biosynthetic process; protein processing
Cellular component (GO): endoplasmic reticulum membrane; glycosylphosphatidylinositol-mannosyltransferase I complex
Molecular function (GO): mannosyltransferase activity
Source: RefSeq, a predicted model, not a curated record
GUUUUCCUUGGGAUUGUCUGCGAGCAAGAAGUUUCUUUGACCGUCAAGUAAUCACAUAUUGAGGUUGGAGCUUGAAGCAGGCAGCCUCAUCACUUCGCAUCGCAUCGCAUCGAAUUGAAUCGGCAACAGACCUCAUUUCAGAACAAAGGGAGGGAAAGCCGACCGACUGAUCCAACAGCAUCAGAGGAAAGCAGCCCUUCGUCCCUGUAACAUUGUUUCCAUCGAAACGACGGACCCCACGCAAAAGUCAAACAAGCACAACAUCCUCAUCCGAUAACGAUUCAAUCGCAAUCUCCAAGCCCAGAAUACCUUCAUAUUAACUUCGCAAAGCAGCGGAACGAGUGAGAGAGUGAGAGACACAGAGAGAAGGGGAAACCAUGAAAGAACGUCGGACUUUCCUUUUACCUCCCAACAGCGGCCUCACCAAGGAAGACGUCGUCGUCACCGCUUCGACGCUCGAAUUCUCACGCCAUAAAGAUGCCGCCGUGGAGAGGAGGAUGACUUUAAACGUGACGGAUUUGCCGGAGAAGUUCCACAAAGCGUUGGCUUAUUUCGAUGAUCUCCACAUUCGCUUCGAAUCGCCGCGAGACGAUGCAGAGGUCCAGUCAUCGCAAGUGAACACUCCCGUAGUGGCACGACUGCCACCGGGUCUGCAUAUCUUCUUUACUCCGCGACUCGAGACUAAUCGCGAUGCUGAUCAUGCGAGUGAGAUCCUGUGCGCAGCCCUUCGACCAUUAUUGGACUCGAGCGCGAAAUGCCUCCCGGGUAGCGAGGGCAAGACUUUCACCGAGCUUGCCACCUUGUACAAACGAUCAGGUCGUUUGCUGUCUCAGCAGUUCUACCAUAAUCUCGUUCACUCUUCACCCGCUUUCGAAAUUGUCCGUGAACACCUCUGCUUCACAAGAGCACAGAAUCCGACAAUCGAGACCUUAUGUGACAUCUUCUCGACCGCUUCGUACGCGCGGCACCUCGAUAUCGACUACGACGCCAGUGCGAAUCUCAUGCUGGUGACGGCGUUUUGGACUUCCCAUGAUCUCCGUGAAUUGACCGAGCGACCAAAGUAUCCGCUUCAUAAGGCGGAAAAGCCGCCAACAGGGACUUCUCUCGAGAUCGGCGUGUUGGAGCCACAAACGGCCAAAAACCCGGAAGAACUCUCCGUUGGGGGGCUCUUGACCUUGGUCGGCGAGGUCGAUCAUGCCAGCGGCACACUCUUUUCCUUCCCAGCUCGUCACCACCCAACGCAGCGCGGCGUGCACUACACCGCACAAUUCCAGAAACCCACUGGACUGCAUCCUAAGCUCUCUCUGACCUUCCCUGCCGAUACUCUCGUCCCACCGCAAUCCUCAGAGCCAUCGUCCUGCAGCCUCCACGCUCACUGGACCCUCCCAUCGUCCCUCUUCAUCGACCGCUACCAAUUCUCCGACCCGCUCGUCCUCUCCUCCCAGAACCUCAUCGAUCUCAAGUCCCUCUCAGGAGAAGAGGACCUCGAAGCUCCCGACUGGGCGAUCCCAACCUGGGGCUCCAGUGCGCUCUUCACGCUCGCCUACCCCAACACCACAGCCACCGACCAAGACUGGACCGUCACCAUCCCCACCCACCUCCGCUACAUGACCUUCCCCUCUCAACCAGAGCACGGCCAGCGCCGCAGCACCGUGGAGAUCCCCUGGCCGACCGUCUUCUGGGCCUGCGGCGACGCCCAGGCGGGUCUCAACCUCGUCCGCAACCCCUUCGAUCGCAGGGACCUCGGGUACGACGGCCUGUUCGCGCCGGAUACGCUGUACUACCACGUCCCGCCGGCGCCUGGCAGGGAAGUAGCGAGAUCUGGCGACCAUCGCGGCGUGAAGUUGAUGGAGAGCCUGGAGGUGCCGACGUUGGACGCCGAGAAGGCGGAGUGGGUGACUGUUGCGACGGCAGCCGUCGUGCUGGUGGGGUUUUUGUGGAUCUGCUCGAGGUUGUUGUUCGCGGGCGCUGGUGCAGCGAAGAGUGCUGAGGCGAAGAAAAAGGACGAGAAGAAAGUGCAGUGAUGGCAGUGUUUGCACGGUGACAAGGAGUUGCGUGCACUCUGUACUAAAACAGAUGGUGGGUGGACUCUUUGUCCGUCAUCUCAUCGCGGACCGUUGCGAAAUGCAUCUUGCUUUUCGUAGGAUAAUACAAUUGUACAUCAACCCUAACCUGAUUUGCAAUUCCGUACUAUGCUGAAGGUUUGGCCUUUUUCCUGAUCGUGUUGCUACCCAAAACAUUCACCCCUGGCGUUUCACUAUUCGCACCCGUUUGCUCACCAGUCGAGAGCCCGUCCACAGUCGUUGUCGCACUACGUUUCUUCCUGACCAUCCCUGCAAGAUCGUUUACUACCGGCCCGCCGCCUCCACUACCACUGCCUUCUGUCGUCGUCGACGAAUGCGUACCUGCCACGACUGUGAUUUCCACCGGCGAUGUUCCUGUGAUGGAUAUACUGAAAUCCUCCCCCGC